Leptinotarsa decemlineata (Colorado potato beetle) is the source of this 1421-nucleotide messenger RNA. Its product is annotated as lipase 3. Lineage: Eukaryota; Metazoa; Arthropoda; Insecta; Coleoptera; Chrysomelidae. Gene Ontology annotation, biological process: lipid metabolic process. The record is from RefSeq and is a predicted model, not a curated record. Gene Ontology annotation, molecular function: hydrolase activity, acting on ester bonds.
UUUAACGAAGUAUAAAUUGGGACAUAGUUGCAAACUCGGCAUUCUUUCCGAAUCACUGUGAAACAGGGUGCAAAAAUGCGGAUUGCUUUGCUAUCGUCUCUUGUGGCUAUCUUAGCCGGUAUUGGAUAUGGUUCGGUGCUGAAUUCUGCCACUGGAAACCUCCUAGAUGCAUCUUCAAAAGUAUUGAACCCAGCCAAAAAUAUUCUGAACAUCACCUCCAAUAUUUUGGACCCAAAGGACUCUAAUUCUGACAAGAAACACAUUGACAGAGUACCAGAAAUGGUAGCAAAAAAUGGAUAUCCUGUAGAAAGUCAUUAUGUCACAACAUGGGAUGGCUACAUACUGAAUCUUCACCGCAUUCCUCACGGAAAAGGAAGCAAGAAAAAUAAUGGUAAAGUAGUUCUCCUUCAACAUGGUCUUCUAGCAUCAUCGACCGAUUGGGUUAUUGCUGGUCCCGGAAAAGGACUUGGUUACAUUCUAGCAGACGAAGGGUAUGAUGUAUGGCUAGGCAACGCUAGAGGUAACUUUUUUUCCCGCAACCACACAACUAUGAAUCCAGACAAGGAGUCUGAAUUCUGGGACUUCAGUUGGCACGAAAUAGGAAUGAGAGAUCUGCCAAUGAUGAUCGACUACAUCAUUGACAAAACUGGCGUUGAUGGAAUUUACUAUGCUGGACACUCCCAAGGAACCACUGCCUUCUACAUAAUGGCAUCAUCAAAACCAGAAUACAACCAAAAAGUCAAAGUACACGUCAGUUUGGCCCCAAUUGCUUUCAUGAACCACAUGACAAGUCCUCUAGUAAGAGUGAUUGCUGCAGGGGAAAGGUCUAUAUCUGUGCUAAUGGAUUUAAUAGGCAAAGAUGAGUUUCUCCCUAAGAGUGGUUUCAUGAGCAUGUUGUCAUCGGCAAUUUGUUCUGGGGAGAUAGGCGCCCUUUUAUGCAGCAAUGCAUUGUUCGCCGUUUGCGGUUUCAGUCCGAAACAAAUGAACGUCUCGCUGAUACCGGAACUUGUGCAGCACUAUCCUGCAGGAGUUGCAACUAAACAAGUUCUCCACUAUGCACAGGAAAUAAAUUCUGGACGUUUUUGUCAGUACAAUUUAGGUCUGAUAGGAAAUACUAGAAAAUACGGCAGUAUGGUACCACCUGAUUAUAACCUUGAUGAAAUUAAAACGCCAAUUCACUUGAUCUACAGUCAAAAUGAUUGGAUGGCUGCUGUUACAGAUGUAGAAAGGCUCGCUAAGGCCCUGGGUAGUUGUUUGAAAGAGAAAAUCUUGGUGACAGACCCCAAAUGGAAUCAUUUAGAUUUCACAUUUGGUAUUGAUGCUCCCAGAUUAGUUUACAAGAAGGUUCAAGAAAUUUUCGAAAAAUACUAAAAAAAAAAUGUCAAAACUAUCCUUUUCUGAAAAAUAAAGUUGUCUUAUCA